Opisthorchis viverrini is the source of this 1903-nucleotide messenger RNA. RefSeq lists its product as hypothetical. The record is from RefSeq and is a predicted model, not a curated record. Gene Ontology annotation, biological process: rRNA base methylation. The transcript has 6 exons. Gene Ontology annotation, cellular component: nucleus. NCBI's taxonomy places the organism in Eukaryota, Metazoa, Platyhelminthes, Trematoda, Opisthorchiida, Opisthorchiidae. Bases 1 to 1845 code for a protein of 614 amino acids. Gene Ontology annotation, molecular function: 23S rRNA (adenine(1618)-N(6))-methyltransferase activity.
AUGUAUCGAGAUGUCCGGGAUGAAUGUACUGAUGACGCUUUACGAAAUGACUGGCAAGAAAAACGAAGCGCAGGCAUUGUGUCCCUGAAGACUCGUAAUAUGGCUUUGAACAAAUAUAUGCACCCUAGAAAUUUCUACCGGACGAAGAAACCAAACUUCAAGGAACUCGCACAGAAGUAUGACUUUUUUCAAGAAGUCGCAAUCUCAGACGAGCACGGACGUGUCUCACUAGAUUUUAAAAUCCCUGCUCAUCUCAGUGCAUUGUCCAAGGCACUACUAUUGGAAGACUUCAACUUGAAUGUCGAGUUUCCCCUGGAUCGCCUCGUGCCAACUGUGCCAUUACGCUUAAACUACAUUCUUUGGUUAGAGGAUGUAAUAAAGAGUGAGUCCAUUCUGCUUCGUUUUCAUUUAUUUCUAGGUUUUACGAAACCUACCGACCAAGUGGUCAUCUUGGAUAUUGGCGUAGGCGCUUCUUGUAUAUAUCCACUGCUGGGUGCCAAGUGCAAUGGCUGGAGAUUUGUGGGCACAGAAAUUGAUGCACGGAACAUGUCUGUUGCCUGCUCGAAUGUUCAACGAAAUUCGUUGCAAAAUCUAGUCAAACUAAUUCAAAUCAAGGAUGGUGCGUCGUCACUAGAUGCAGUUUUUUCACAUGGCACGCCGCCGGAAUCGUACCUGACAGCAGUGAUGGCCAAUCCACCGUUUUUCUGCGGGACAUCAGAUGCCGUUGGCACCACUACAAACAGGUCUAUCACGCGACCCGCAUCCAAGACAGUUUCAUCAGCGGCUCGGCACGAAUGUCAAACACAAGGUGGUGAGGUUCUUUUUGGCAUGCGUUUAGCUCGGGACAGUGUGAAGUAUGCCACCCGUGUGGGUGUAUUCACCGUGAUGCUUGGCAAGAAAAGCAGUGUUGUUCCGUUGAAGCGAAUCCUAAAAAAACUGAAUAUCCCACGCAUAUCUGUUUAUGAACUUUGCCAAGGACGGAUAAUGAGGUGGGGACUGGCGUGGACCUUCCAGCCCAAUGUUGAGUUCCCUACAUCUGAAUUUCGUCGGCUUCGAAAGCUGGAACGACCUCCGCUGAAAUUCGAACUCCCACCCAAACUGUCUUGUCUCCCACACUAUACAGUUGAUGCCCUUCUUGAUUGGCUUCGGAACGAAUUCAGGCAGUUAAAGAUGAGGGUUCUGGAUCAAAAGAAUCGAGCCGAAAUCGGUGGUUUCCACUUGUCUAUAUGUGCAUUUGAAAAUACUUGGACUCAUAACCGGCGAAAACGUCGUGAGGCCGAACGCUUGUCUAAGUCGCAACAGAUAAACUCUUCUGGGAUAGAACCUGCGAACAAUGAGUCCUCAAAUCGAUCUGAACAAGCUGGUUCGAAUGAGUCUCAUUCUCCGGAGAAACUCCUAUCUUUCAAGCGUCCAUUGGAUCCAGAUUUCAUAGAGCCGGAUACCAAUAAAGAGAUGAUGACUAACAACAAUCCUGUCGUUGACGGGGAUUUCGCUUCAGAAGUCAAGCGAAGACGACUUGCCGAAGUAUGCGAAGAGGGCGAUGCUUGGGUAGAGGAUGACAUCGCUCAGGUUACUAUGAAUUCUGAACACCCGUCUAUACCAGUUCGACCCAGCCCUGCUCCUCCAAUCAUCCAAGCAGACGUAUUCGUCGAACAAAGCAUCACAGACUCGUCAUCCAUCAAUGAAUGUGGAACUGGAGGUGGAACUGUUGAUGAGGAUGAUGAUGAAUGUCUACUUUCGUCCGAUCCUUCUGGACCUUUGGUGAUCAAAAUUGUGUUUACCGGUGGCUCUUGCCGGGAAGCUGCUAACCAGAUUAUGUGUUACCUAAAAAAUCGCCUCCGAUAGGGUUUCGUUUUUAUCACAUGUAAAUACACACUUUUUUAAUAUUACACUUGUAAACGAA